This is a messenger RNA of Megalobrama amblycephala (Wuchang bream), 4028 nucleotides long. RefSeq names its product actin related protein 2a (gene actr2a). Gene Ontology annotation, cellular component: actin cortical patch; Arp2/3 protein complex. Gene Ontology annotation, molecular function: actin filament binding. The coding region runs from base 111 to 1295 and encodes 394 amino acids. The record is from RefSeq and is a predicted model, not a curated record. Gene Ontology annotation, biological process: Arp2/3 complex-mediated actin nucleation. Lineage: Eukaryota; Metazoa; Chordata; Actinopteri; Cypriniformes; Xenocyprididae. The transcript is spliced from 9 exons.
GUGAAGGGCAGGGCGCUGACUUGCUGAUUUCCGCCUGGCCGAAGACAGCAGUAGCAGCAGCGGCGGCGGUGGUGCUGAGAUCAGGGCGGAUUCACCGAGUCUGUAGAAACAUGGACAGUCAAGGCAGGAAAGUGGUGGUGUGUGACAACGGGACCGGGUUUGUGAAGUGUGGAUAUGCCGGCUCUAAUUUCCCAGAGCACAUCUUUCCGGCUCUGGUGGGGAGACCGAUCAUCCGCUCCACGGCCAAAGUGGGAAACAUCGAGAUCAAGGACCUAAUGGUGGGCGACGAGGCGAGCGAGCUGCGCUCCAUGUUGGAGGUGAAUUACCCGAUGGAGAACGGGAUCGUGAGGAACUGGGACGAUAUGAAGCACCUGUGGGACUACACCUUUGGCCCCGAGAAGCUCAACAUCGACUCGCGAAACUGCAAGAUCCUGCUCACGGAGCCGCCCAUGAACCCCACCAAGAACCGAGAGAAGAUCAUCGAGGUGAUGUUUGAGACCUAUCAGUUCUCAGGGGUUUAUAUCGCCAUCCAGGCCGUGCUCACGCUUUACGCUCAAGGUCUACUGACGGGUGUGGUGGUGGACUCUGGUGACGGUGUCACUCAUAUUUGUCCAGUGUACGAAGGCUUUUCUCUUCCUCAUCUCACGCGCCGUCUGGACAUCGCUGGAAGAGACAUCACACGCUACCUCAUCAAGCUGUUGUUGUUGAGGGGUUAUGCCUUCAACCACUCAGCGGACUUCGAGACGGUGAGGAUGAUGAAGGAGAAGCUGUGUUACGUGGGCUAUAACAUCGAGCAGGAGCAGAAGCUUGCGCUGGAGACCACCGUGCUGGUGGAGUCUUACACGCUGCCGGACGGUAGAGUGAUUAAAGUGGGCGGCGAGCGGUUCGAGGCUCCUGAAGCUCUGUUCCAGCCUCACCUCAUUAACGUGGAAGGAGUGGGUGUGGCAGAACUGCUCUUCAACACCAUCCAGGCAGCCGACAUUGAUACCAGGGCUGAGUUUUACAAACACAUCGUUUUGUCGGGCGGUUCUACGAUGUAUCCAGGUCUGCCGUCUCGUCUGGAGCGAGAGCUCAAGCAGCUUUACCUGGAGAGAGUGCUGAAGGGAGACGUCGACAAGCUUUCGAAGUUUAAGAUCCGCAUCGAGGAUCCUCCACGCCGUAAACACAUGGUGUUUUUGGGCGGAGCGGUGCUAGCUGACAUCAUGAAGGACAAAGACAACUUCUGGAUGACCCGAGAAGAGUACCAGGAGAAGGGAAUGCGUGUUCUGGAGAAGCUAGGCGUCACCGUUAGAUAAAUCUCACAUAUGCACACAAAACAUCACACACUUGCACUCACACUCCCAGUCACAGGGUGGCAUUUUGGCAGCGUAAACACACAGAGGUUUCCAGCAGUUUUUGAGGAUAUACUUGAGAGCAAUGAUCAAAUACUUGAACUUCCUUUGCAAUCCAAAAAAGUGCUCAAUGUUUGUAAGACAUUCCAAAUGUAAAGGUUCAUAUCACUGCUGCGCAACACGAGACGAAAAUUGAAUGAAAUCCAGUUAUUUGCUCACAAAACGACCCGUUUAUGCUGCCAAAAUGAAUCCUCAAAUGUAUUACCAUAUCAUUUCCUUCUGUUUGUUUUGAGUCCUGUCUGUCUCAUGAAUUCACAUUGACCCUAACGAAGAGAAAUAUCACUCUAAAAAGAGUAAGAAACAGGAGGAUGUUGUGCAAGUAGAGGGACAAAACAAUAAAAAGAUGUAUUUUUAAGAAGUUUUGUAAUAAGGAUAAAAAUCCAACCAAUUUGCUAAUAAAAAAUUAAACAAUAUAAUAAUUGUGGCCGAUGGUAUCAAACACAGAUGUUCUUCUGAAGGCAGAUUGCUUUUGCUGAAACGUCUACUUUCUAUCUUACUGUCUCUGUCUUUAAUCUCAGUGUUUGUGCGCUCCAUUAUUGGCUGUGCACUUCAACUCAUGCCCUGAAAAUAGCGAGAGACAAAAUGCAGUAGCGACCGGGACCAACUUCCCCAAAUAACAUUUAACAGAACAUUUGAAGAACGUUCUUUUGUCAUAUAUCAUCGCUGAGGACGCUUUAAAUGCAGCGUUAGUCUGCCUUAUUUUAGUAAUGAAAAUUUGGAAGUCUUUAAAUAUAGACUCUCUGUUCAUGUCAUUCCACUUGCGGUUCCAGGAUCAGUUCUUCCUUUCAGUCUAAAGGACCUUCAUAAACAAUAGUAUCAAUUUCAGACUCCAUUUGAAAGGGAAGUGAUAAUGUUCUGACGCAUGUUUAGCGUACAGUUAUAGCUGCAAUCUAGAACCUCAUUUGCGCAUUUGGCAGGGUGAAUCUCAUGAAACGUGUCUGGGUCACGUUUCGCUCCAAAAUCUAAAGAAAGAAAUAAGAAGUUUUAAUUUUCUUAAAGGAGUUUUAGGGAGACUUUUUUGCAUUGUGCCAUUAUUUUCAUGACAAUUAGGCAAAAAUCUCAUCUCAUUACUGUAAUGCUAAAAAAUAUAUACCAUUACCAUAAUGUAAAAAAAAUAUUUUUUAUUAUCAUAAUGCAAAAUACUAAACAUUUUCAUUACCGAAAUGCAAAAAAACAAGUGUUUUCAUUACCGCAAUGCCAUUUUAGAGCAACUUUUUUGCAUUGCGCUAUUAUUUUCUUGACAGUUAAGCACCCCCCUCCAAAAUUCUCAUUACCGUUAUGCUAAAAAUAUAUAUCAUUACCAUAAUGCGCAAAAAUGCAAAAAACUAAACAUUUUCAUUACCAAAAUGCAAAAAAAAAAAAAAAAAAAAAGUAUUGUCAUUACCGUAAUGCAAUUUCAGGGAGACUUUUUUGCAUUAUGCCAUUAUUUUCAUGACAAUUAAGCACUCCCCCUUCCAAAAUUCUCAUUACCGUCAUUACUCAUUAAUGCUAAAAAAUAUCAUUACCAUAAUGCAAAAAAAAUCCAAAUUUUUAUUACCAUAAGGCAAAAAACUAAAAAUGUUCAUUACAGUAAUGCAAUUUUUUUUGUAGCAUAAAAUGUGGUUGGUUUUGUUGUACUGCCUUUUAUGCUGAUCUAAAUUUAAAAACAAUUAUAUUGCACUAUUUGUUCUGUAAUACAGUAAAAAUGACAGUAAUGAGAAUAUAAUAUGAAUCACCAUCUUGUAGAAUAACGAGAAUUGCAAAAUGUCUGGAAUGUUUGUGUAUAUUAUUGUAAUGAGUAUGGGAGGUGAGUGUGUAAUUGUGUAAUUGUCAAAAAAAAAAAAAGUCUCAAUGCAAAAAAAAAAAUUGACUCUAAAAGAGGAUAAUCACAUGUAAUUGUGAUUGCUUUUCUUUUUGAUUGUGGGAGUUUUGUGAGAUUCACACAUGGAGAAUUGGCUGUAAAACAACGAGAGCAGCUGCAGCAGUGCAUUUAGUCGCAGCUCAUGCAUGUAUCACACAUGUGCGGCUUCAGUCAGCGUGUCGCUCAUUCUAUUGCAAUAACCCUGCAUCCUUUUCAUCAACUCAUUUAUUUAGUGUUUUAACAAGUCUCAAUCGUGUUUCGCUCCCCAGAGGAAAUUCAUGGUUGUUGACAUUCUCUUUUUUUUUUUUCUCAUCAUUUUGUGUUUUUGCGUUCAUGUUUUUUUUCUUUGCUGUUGGUUGUCGGGUCGUUUUCAUGUCUUAGCUGCAUCUAAAAGUCUGGGAACGAAGGGUCUAGCUGACGCCCGAUGGGCGUUUAUGGGUCAGACGCUUCAUUCCCAGACCAAAGGCAGCCAUGACGUAACGGUUUACUGCCUGUUUGUAAUAUGAAUGACAUAAUGAUGGUAUUGGUAAUGAUGAUAAUAAUUUUAGUGUUUGUACUCGUGACAGCUGUUUGGAAGUUGGAUCAGUGAUGUUUCUGUGUUUGGCUUCGGGUUUGUACAUAUUCAGACUCUUCACACAUGGAACAAACUAUGUGACGACUCCAUUGAUUUCACUCACGCAUUCUUCCAGUGCCAAGUUUGGCUAUUGUCAUUUUGUUUGUUUGUUUUUCUGCUUUUUUGUUUUGUUUGUAGCGUACUGCCAGACCACUGAUUUAAAAUAAAGAAAAUUGAUUUAUAA